AUGUCCGCCACCAAGGAGGAAGACCUGGCCCCAGGUGGCCAGGACAGCACGGUGGGUGCGGUGGGAGCUGGCAGCGGGGUGGUCAGCGACCCUGGGCCCGUCAAGGGCGUGGGGGUGCCUGCUGCCGGGGAGGCGGGGACGGGCGCCCCUCAAGCUGAGCAAGAGCAGGGCCUGCCAAGGGCCAGCACCCCUCGAGCCAAGCAGCAGCAGGGGGGCACCCCUCGGGCAGAGCAGGAGCAGGCCAGGCCAGAGGGGGCCCUCGCCGGGGCCCAGGCGGGCGCGAGCGCCGAGGAGGACUCGGACAUCGGGCCGGCAGACGAGGAUGAGGAGGGCCACGAGGGUGGCCAGGGCCAGAUGGUGGACGCGCACCAGUUCCCCAUGACGGGCUUCCGCGGGGUGUUCCUGGACCUGAUCUACUUGCUGCUGCGCCACAUCUCCUACAACGACCACGUCCUCAUCCGGUCCCGCGGCGGCGGGCGCGUGGUGCGCCACCGCCCUCCCCACCACUCCUGCCCGCUGCCCCCCGCGCUGCCACCGCCUGCCCACGGGGGCGCCAUGGCAGCCGGGGAGCCCCUGGACCAGGCUGCAGCCCCGGAGCCCACGGAGCCCCCGGACGAGGCCGCAGCCCCGGAACCUGGGGAGUCGGCAGACGAGGCUGCGGCUCCACAGGAAGCGACUCAGUAUCAGCAUGAAAACUCUGACGAAGGGGCCCAAAAAGCAGGAGGUGAGGAAGAGAAAGAAGCAGAGGAGGAAAAGGAGAACAAAAAUGAAGAACAAGAACCCAAAAAGGAUCUGGACCCAGCAGAAGGAAGGCCCGGCCAAUACAGCUUCCUCCACAGCCAGCCCAAUGCCCACUCCAUCUCCCAGCACAAAAAACAGGCUCCAGGUGCACACUUCUGUGCCAGAGGCUUCAUGAUGGCAGCAGUCCUCAUGUCGUGUUUCAGCCCCGCUGACAAGUGGAGGACGCAACUGGAGACGAGAUGA
Molecule: messenger RNA, 984 nt
Organism: Trichechus manatus latirostris (Florida manatee)
Lineage: Eukaryota; Metazoa; Chordata; Mammalia; Sirenia; Trichechidae
Product: cancer/testis antigen 47A-like
Exons: 3
Coding region: 1-984 (327 amino acids)
Source: RefSeq, a predicted model, not a curated record